AUAAGUUACUGUGCAGAGUUGAGGAAAGAGGAGGAGGGGGAAGACGAGAGAAGUAAGAGGUGGAAGAAGACGAGAACGAGAACGAGGACGAGAACGAUGACUGGGAUCUACGCAGCCAACACAAGGCAACAAAUGAUACAGUGCAGCACAAUACGAGUGUUAAGAAAUAUUAUCAUUACCAACAGAGGUCCUUAGAAGUAGAUAUCAUAACUAACAGGAAUGAUUAUCACCAACAUGAAUUACCAUUACCAACACACGUUACGAAGUGGAAUAAUUAUAAACAGAAAUCAUAACCAUAAGGAAACAUUACAACCAUGAUCAUUGUUUACAGGAACCGUCAUUAUCAGUUAACAUCAAUACAUCACUAAUAUCAAGGCACUUAUCGCACCGCAAGUCAUUACCAACGCCAAUCGCUACAAACAAAAUCCUAUUGACGGGACCCACACCAAGAGAGGGAAGGUCUCCACAAACACAUUACCAAACGAAUUACUUACAAGGCACCUACUAAGUCAUCAAUGCAGUGAGGUACCUGAAGUGCUUUAAGAGGCCGGCACUGCCUUCACUCACGCCAUGACAGCAGCGCAAGCAAGACCUGUACUCAAGGUGGCCGUGGAGGAGUGGGUGCCGUGGACGAAGGUUGUGACGGAGACCAACGGGGCGCUGAGGAUCGAGGGCCCGAUGGCUAAUCUCCUCGACAUUCUCUCCAGCGUCCUUAACUUCGACUACGAGUUCAUGCGGCCUGUGGACAGAGUGUGGGGCGGCCCUGAUGCAAACGGAUCCUGGAAUGGCCUUCUGGGACUCCUGCAGCGAAGGGAGGUGGAGCUGGCGGUGGGGCCAUUUGGCGUGACAAACCAGAGAGAGACUGUGUGUGACUUUUCGGACGCUUUCUACAGCGAGAACAACGCUAUCCUGAUGGUGAGACCCACGCUGCAGAACGACAUGGCAGGCUUCGCCAAACCCUUCGCUAAUGAGGUGUGGCUACUGACGCUGGUGAGUCUGGUGACGAUGGUGGUGGUGAUGGCGCGGGUGGCGACGGCGGAGGCGAGUCUGUACAACACCAGGAACCGGAACAGCCUGGCCAAGGCAGCCAUCUGGGGCCUUAAGGCCUUCACUCAGGAAGGCUCCGAAUGGCUGCCGCCCCAUGACGCAGGACGCAUGCUGGUCACCACCUGGCUGCUGGCGUCCCUGGUGUUCAUGUCCUCCUACAGCGGCAUCCUCACCGCCAUGCUCACCGUGCCGCGGGUCACCAUCCCCAUUGACUCCCUCGCAGACCUGGUGGCGCAGAAGGAUCUACCCUGGAGGCUGGAGGCGGGCUCCAUGAUGUUCCAGUACUUUCAGGUGAAACAUCUAGUGAAGGUCGACAUCUCGCUCGCUUACAAGAUUGCCAUCGCCAGAAGGCAAUACAGUCACUUAUGUUUACUCCUGCAGGAAGCUGAAGACGGCGUACGCAGGAACGUGUUUACCGGCACGUCAGGAACUUUCCAGGACUGCUGGGCGGCGCGGCAGGACAUCGCUGAGGGGAGAUACGCGGCCAUCUGCGACAGAACCACUAUGAAGAAGGCCAUGUCGUGGGAUUUCAGCACCAGCGGGCGGUGUCACCUGUACAUCUCCCGCGAGAAUGUGUACAGCAACGUGCAGAUCGCCAUGGCCUUCCAGAUUAACUCCACCUACCGUGAGAGAUCGAACAGGAUCAUCCACGCUGUGAAGGAAUCCGGGAUCCUGAACCGCUGGAUCGGCGCCCAGAUCACCAACACCAGCCAAUGCCUUCGCCCGCCCACCGCAGAUCGCAGCGAGGCCAUCGCCGCCCUCAGCAUUCAGAGUAUGGGCGGCUCUUUCCUCGUGUUGGUGGGAGGUCUGGCAGCAGGCACGGCAGUCUUCUUCCUGGAGGCGGUGGUGCCGAGGAUGUGAGGCUCUAAGGCUUUGAGGGAGACAGGCCUCACUUCCCAGCCCUCCACGUCCCUGAUGACCUUCCAGUGGUUGCCCUCUCCGCUGCAAAGACUGGCACCCUGCUCUGCCGUGAUGACCUGUGACCUGACCACUUGUGACCACCUUUCCCAGCGGCAAUGUAACUUCAACAUAUUAAAUGUAUCUUAAAGACGA
This is a messenger RNA of Scylla paramamosain (green mud crab), 2100 nucleotides long. RefSeq names its product glutamate receptor ionotropic, kainate 2-like. Gene Ontology annotation, cellular component: membrane. Gene Ontology annotation, biological process: monoatomic ion transport. The record is from RefSeq and is a predicted model, not a curated record. Gene Ontology annotation, molecular function: ligand-gated monoatomic ion channel activity; signaling receptor activity. The coding region runs from base 571 to 1908 and encodes 445 amino acids. The transcript has 10 exons. NCBI's taxonomy places the organism in Eukaryota, Metazoa, Arthropoda, Malacostraca, Decapoda, Portunidae.